GUGCACACACCAUAUUAGCGUACGAACAUAAAUAAGUCAUCUUCUUCGUCUUCAGAAACUCAAGUUUCCUUUUCUCUUGUUAAUGGCCAAAGUUUUCCCUCAAAAACCCAUAUUUUCAUCUUUCAUGACAUUUAAAAGAGAAACAUUUACAGUAUGGAUGAAAUCUUUAGUUUGCCAUACAAAUGGCUGCACUGUCUUUGAUUCUAAUGGUGAGAUUAUUUAUCGCGUCGAAAACUAUGAUCAAAAGUGCAGCAAUGAAGUAUAUUUGAUGGAUCUUCGAGGCAGAGUUCUUGUAACCAUAAGAAGAAAGAGAUUACUAGUUUUUGGACGUUGGUAUGGCUACAGAUGGAAUCCUUCAAAUAUAAAUAAAGAGAAGCCAUGGUUUCAAGUAAAAAAAUAUUGCAGAGUAUGUAUUGGAAAUUCAGUUUAUUUUAAAGUUACAGUAGGGUUUCAGAAGUACUGGGUUGUGAAAUUGGGACAUAAAGCAGCAGAAGCUUUCAGGAUUGUAGACAUAGAUGGAGAUGUCGUUGCAGAGGUGAAGCAGAAGCAAUCAUCUUCAGGAAUUACAUUAGGAGAUGAUGUGUUAAGUUUGAUAGUGGAAUCUCAUAUUGAUCAUUGUCUAAUCAUGGCAAUAGUCACUGUAUAUGGAUUAAUUAAUUACAAAUUGUAGAUAUUAUAUAUAUAUCGAUUUUUCCAGGAGUUUUAACUAUCGGCAGCUUCAUUAAUUUGUCUCCUUUUGUACAUCUAUACUAAAUUUUUGUUCGACAUUAUUAAUUAAUUUAUUACUUAUUUCUAUUUCUAGCAAAA
Jatropha curcas is the source of this 807-nucleotide messenger RNA. Its product is annotated as protein LURP-one-related 4. The record is from RefSeq and is a predicted model, not a curated record. Lineage: Eukaryota; Viridiplantae; Streptophyta; Magnoliopsida; Malpighiales; Euphorbiaceae.